CCAGUCUGGCUCUGGCCUGAAGUCCUUCCAAACAUGACUGUGAGGUGUGGAGAGUCAAGCCAGGGUGUGACACCAGCGAAGGAGAGCAGCUCCUGAUCCUCAGCCCUUCUCAAUGUGCUGCAUGGGCCAAGUAUGGCCACAGAGAUGGGUGGCAACUGUGCCAUCUGUCAGGAUAUCUGGAAUGACAUGGCCUCUGCUCUGCCCUGUGGCCACCAGUUCUGCUGGGAGUGCAUCCUGCAGUGGGCACAGACAAAUCCAUCAUGCCCACUGUGCAGAGGAGCAAUAGAAUCUGUCAGGUUUUCUGAUGAUGCAGGUGACUAUCUAGAGAUUGUCAUCACAGCCCCUGAGCAGCUGCCAGUGGCCAUGAGCCAGGCAAGGAGAGCUCCUGGUGACCAGGACGAGAACAGCCCCCAUCCACCUGUGCUGGUCCAUCCCUCUUCUCCUCAAGAGACACCAGCCCGAGCUGUCGGCGGUGUUAUGCCUGAGGUCUGGGCACAACUUUUUCGUCAACAACAGGAACUUCUGGGCCCUGUGCGGACUUGGCUGAACCAGAGGAUGGAGGCCAUCCAUAGGAACCAGUGGUGGAUGGCAAGGAGCACACAGAGUGCUAUCCUGCAUGCUCUCUGUGUGUAUGGGCCAGACCGGGAGACUAUGAUCCAGAGUUUGCAGGGCGUGCUGGAGGAACACACAGUGACACUGGUCCAGGGCACCAUUGACAUCAUUGUGAGACACUGCAGCUCAGGGGCCCAGAGGCUGCUGCGCUCCCACACUACUGGGGAUGAGGAUGACAGCCCAGCAGCCAGCAGCAGCUCCAGCAGCUCCAGUUCCAUCUUCUCCAGCUUCUCCAGCCCAAACAAUCCCAACUCCUCCAGCCCAAAGAGCCUCAGCUCCAGCUCCUCCAUCUCUUGGACAUGGACCCUAGCUAGCAGCCCUGAAGUUUCCACAGAGGAAGAAGAGGAAGCUGCCACAAUGGAGGCCAACCCUAGCAGGGGUCAAAGCCACCCUUCAGUUGUGCCAGUGUCCCCAGAGCAGGACCAGCCCCAGGAGGAGGCAGGUCCCUCUGUCCAGAGCACCAGCCCCAGAUACUCUGGUCCCACCCAAGGUAGGCACUGCUCACCUGGGCCACCCCAGCGGUCCCUGAAGAGAAAGACCCCUGACCCUGAGGACUCUCCCCACCCCUGCAAGAGGCACCCCCACCAGUAGCACUAGCAAGGUUCUUUCAACCCCUUAAUUAAGAAAAAAGAAAUAAAUUGUUAUUUCCCUCA
This is a messenger RNA of Cyanistes caeruleus (blue tit), 1265 nucleotides long. The record is from RefSeq and is a predicted model, not a curated record. NCBI's taxonomy places the organism in Eukaryota, Metazoa, Chordata, Aves, Passeriformes, Paridae.